GCGCGCGUGUGGACGUGCGGCAGCGUGCGGGCCCGAGUGCGCAUGCGCGGGCGCCGGGGCCGGCGUUGUGUAUAAGUGAGCGGUGCGCGCGGCCUGAGUGCGACUCGCUGCUGACUGCGCGCUGGUCUUCUGAGGCUCGUCUGAGUCGCCUCCUCGCGCUCCCGUCGGCCGACUUUCCUCCCGACUCCUGCACGACCUGCUGUUACAGCGAGCCGGCCGCUCCCGGCCCUUCCUCCUGCAGGACCCAGAAGUCUACCAGAAGCAGAAGGCAGCUCUACUGCUCUGCAAAGGAGUGGGAUCCCUUCAGCUAUGAAGCAUAUAUUUAACCUCUAUCUCUUAGGUGUGGCGCUGACCCUGCUUUCCAUCUUUGUUAGACUGAUGGAGUCACUGGGGGGCUUACUGGAGAACCCAUCGCCUGGGAGCUCCUGGACCACCAGAGGUCAACUAGCCAUCACAGUCCCCAAGAGCCUUCCAGAACAUCCAUCCAGAGGGGUGUGAUAAGACCUCCCUCCACCAGCUAUAACCUUGGAACACUUGACCUAAACCUGUCCAGCCUGGUGUCCCAGUUUCCUGGGGAGGCAAGCCCAGCAUCAGUGUUAGCAGAGAACUGUUACUAGGCCCUGGAAGGGCCCUUCCAUCUGGAUGCUUCUUGCCCCGGAAAAAGACUGCUUAAUAGGCAGGUGUGAGUGGGUUGCCUAUGGUUGUGGAAUGGAGUGAUUUCACUCUUCUCCCCAGAGUCUGCUGUGUGCUUUGUCCUUGGCAGCGUGGCUCUGACCUCUUAGAUGAGGGCUUGUGCUGUGAUUUCAGCUGUUGGGAGAUGACGGUGUUUUCAGCCCUACUUCCUAAACCUCUGUGAAGAGUUCCUUUGGACUUGGGUGUCUUAUGGUCAGUUUCUUUGUGUUCAGCUUCUCUUUCGUGUGAGCUCCUCUGUGUGUGGGUAACAGUUAAAGAGAUGUGACUUACAUUUUUAAGUCUUCCAACUUAGUGUGUAUGUGUUGGUCUGAAGGGGACAGUGGGAUAAAGCCCGCUUGGGACAUGGGCAUUAUAGCCACCAUGUGGCUUAAGUGAAUUUUUCUAAUGAAAUAAAAUUGAAUACAUAUUUCCA
Myotis myotis is the source of this 1105-nucleotide messenger RNA. It is a transcript of the gene HILPDA, whose product is annotated as hypoxia inducible lipid droplet associated. NCBI's taxonomy places the organism in Eukaryota, Metazoa, Chordata, Mammalia, Chiroptera, Vespertilionidae. Gene Ontology annotation, cellular component: lipid droplet. The record is from RefSeq and is a predicted model, not a curated record. Gene Ontology annotation, biological process: positive regulation of cell population proliferation; positive regulation of lipid storage; autocrine signaling.